AAAUAGUAAGUGAGUAAUUCUAGAAGUACAUAAUGGUAUAGUAAAUCGUUUUAAGCAUCUAACCAUGAAUACAUGCAGCAGCAGCAGAAUAUAUUCUUUAACAUCAUAUGAAGUAUAGUUUUUGUAUUUGUUUCAUCGAAACUUUAAACAGAACAAUCUGUCCAUUGGUGCAAGCAAUAUAAUACACUUUGUUUACCAUGAAUCGCUGCGAAACUGUUACGCAGAAAAAGACAGACUCAUCAAACAUAACCGAUUUCUAACCAAAUCGCGUUUGCGAAAUUGUCAACAAGAGCACUGGAACGGUGCGCUGGUGUGAUAAGCAGGCUGAUUGACACUAUCAUGCAGUGUCGAAUCUUACAUAGCAGCUGCAGUGUUUUCACGACCAGCUUAUCAGGCCAGACGCUAUUGCUUUCGUCUGUUUUCGUUCUUGACCGACGCGAUCCGGUACGAUUAUUCUCCGUCCAGCAGUGGAUUAAAGUAGACGUGAAAUUUGUUUCAUUCCGAAACAGCAACUAUGGUGCAUAUUAAGGCAACACUUUUGGUCAUUUUGGCGCUCACAACAGUGGCGUUCGCCUCACCAAGGUUUGCAAGAGAUGCCGAUUCUUCCUCGGAGGAGUCUGCCGAAACGGGUGAAAUUAUGAAAGAGCUGCAGGAAUUUUGCCGUAACAACAGUGGCUCCGAUGCAGCCUUCGUUACGCUGAUGGAAUCGGCCCAGACCACCUUUACGUGCUUUGUCGGUGCCAUCGAUUUGGACGCGUUCAUGAGCGACCUGUACACGCUGUCGAAUGAAACUCGGUCGACGUUUUUCCCUCGCUACUGUCCUCAGCUGCGGACGGCCUAUAAGUGUACCGAUCAGCUGUUGAAUGAUUUCCGUCCGUGCCUCGAGGAGGAUGACUUCACGAUCGUGCAGGCACUGUCCGGCAUCAUUCCCGAUGCCGUGGAUCUGAUGUGCAAGAAUGAGGGAGAAAUCUUGUUCAAGCUUGAAGAACCAAAGUACGCGGACUGUGUUGCCAAGAUUGGAGACAACUUCAAUGAGUGCAUCAACACGUUCCUCAACGGAACUGAUGACUGGGAUAUCUCUCACCUGAACCAGGAUCAGUGCAACACCCUCACCGGUUUCCGGCAGUGCGUGGAAAGCAAGCUGAGCAUUUGCAAGGCACCGGAACUAAUCAGCGUGUACGAUCUGUUCCACAACACUCUCUUCCGCAUGACGCCGUGCCGUAACUACGUGGAUGUUCCCAAAGUCGUGGUCCUUGAUAACAACGAACUUAACGAGGUUUAGCUCGGUACAAGCGACUUGCUACCAUCGUACUAUCAGGUUUGGGUUUUUUAGAUUAGAGGGGUUUUGUUUCUGUAAAAUAAACAAAAAUGAUUCUGUAUUGAAA
This is a messenger RNA of Anopheles gambiae (African malaria mosquito), 1385 nucleotides long. Its product is annotated as 27 kDa glycoprotein. NCBI's taxonomy places the organism in Eukaryota, Metazoa, Arthropoda, Insecta, Diptera, Culicidae. The transcript has 6 exons. The record is from RefSeq and is a predicted model, not a curated record. Bases 515 to 1282 code for a protein of 255 amino acids.